This is a messenger RNA of Pelagomonas calceolata, 1855 nucleotides long. Lineage: Eukaryota; Pelagophyceae; Pelagomonadales; Pelagomonadaceae. The record is from the annotation of a GenBank genome assembly.
GUUACGGCCGCUAGCUGCUUGUGAAGGACCGCCGCGACUGUUUGCGAGCCUCCGCGGCUGGCGUGACAAACCGCACGCAGCAUCGGUCAUCAGUUGCAUCUGUGAAGCGCUCCCAGAAAGCUGUCGCCGCGUGGGGCGUCCACAGAGGUGCAGCAGCACACACUGCAAAGAGAGCAUUUGCAUCGCUGAGUGCCGUACGCGUUGAGCGCGGCCCUAAGACGUCGUCGGCGCGCGUAGAACAGGGCUGCAAAGCAGCACACUAGCCUACAAAGAAAGCAACGAUGAUGCGCCGCCAGCGAAGGAGAGAACAGCACGUGCGCCAGACCUACAACGACACCGCGGCGCGCUACGAGCAGACGGAUGAAGGUUUGUUGGAGCCCGAGACGCCGACGGAGCGCACGCACAAGACGCAGCAGAAGGCUAUUGUCGAAGCGACGUCCGCGAACGCCGCGGCCAACGCCUGGCGCAAGGCCUUGCCGAAGGGGCCCUACGGUAUUAACGUCGCGAGGACGGGGCGCCAUGCCGUUUGUUAUGGAGCGGGCGGCCGCGUGGAGGUCCUAGAUUUACACAGAAACGUGCGCACGGCCGAGGUGCGCUGCGGCGAAGUUUGUCGAGCGGCGACGUUUUUGCAUGAUGAGACCAUGGUCGCAGUAGCACAGAGGAAGUACGUCUACGUCUACGACCAGGACGGCGCCGAGGUCCAUAGGAUGGCGAAGCAUCUCGAGCCGGAGCACUUGUCCUACCUCCCGUUCCACUUCUUAUUGGCAUCAGCGGGCCACGCGGGCUGGCUGAAAUAUAACGACGUCUCGACGGGCCAGUUCGUCGCCGAGCACAACACGAAAGCGGGCGCGCCGCGAUCAUUAGCGCAGAACCCCCAGACCGCCGUGUUAUGUCUGGGCCACGGCAACGGCGUCUGCUCGCUCUGGUCGCCGGCGCAGUCCAAGCCGCUCGCGCGGUUGUUAUGUCAUCGCGGGGCGGUUUUGAUCCAGUGUCCGUCCGUCCGAACGCCAUCGACGCGGCGCCGCCUCGGCCGCGUCUGACGCCAUCGAUGCGACACUUCCACGCAUAGGUCGACGCCGUCGCGUGCGCGUUCGACGGGACCUAUCUAGCGACGGGCGGCAUGGAUGGCUUUGUUAAAGUGUGGGACUGUCGAACAUGGAGGGCCGUCAAGGAGCUGCGGUUGAGUGGACGCGCCCCGGUCUCCCUGGCGUUUUCGCAGACGGGCCGCAUCGCCGUCACUUGUGCGAAAUCGGUAGAAAUCUACGAGUCCGCAAAGAAGCUCAAGGCCUUUCAACCUUAUCUCUCACAUAAACUAGAUGGUUCCCACGCCACGAACUCAGUGUUUAGGCCGUUUGAGGACGUUCUGUUGGUUGGCCACGCCUUGGGCGUGGAUUCCAUCUUGGUGCCCGGUGCGGGCGAGGCGUCCUACGACGCUAUAGAUGGGGAUGAUCCAUAUAGAUCAAAGAAAGGGCGGAAGACGGCCGUGGUAAGGGGUUUGCUCGACAAACUACCCAUAGAGACUAUAACAUUACAAGGAGCGGGCUUCGUCGGUACGGUGGAGCGCGACGCCGCCGCCGCCGACAAGGAGCGACGCGCCUUGGAGGAGGACGCGAAUGCCGCCUUAUCAAAACGUAUCAAGGAAAAGAAAAAGACGCGCGGCCGGUCGAAGCUCAAGGCCAAGCUCAAGAAGCGCAUGAAGAACGUCGUCUCGAAGGAGACGCAAUUACUAAAGGAGAAGCUCGCCGCUCGUAAAAAGAAGCAGGCUGAUUCUGUUGCGGUUCAGGAGGCGGCGCCGACGACGGCGCUCGAUCGGUUGUUCGCGCGGAGUAGUCGACGGUAAGUGGUUUGUGCGUUA